Messenger RNA from Rana temporaria (common frog), 2395 nucleotides. It is a transcript of the gene RAVER2, whose product is annotated as ribonucleoprotein, PTB binding 2. The record is from RefSeq and is a predicted model, not a curated record. The coding region runs from base 77 to 2071 and encodes 664 amino acids. Lineage: Eukaryota; Metazoa; Chordata; Amphibia; Anura; Ranidae. Gene Ontology annotation, molecular function: RNA binding. Gene Ontology annotation, cellular component: ribonucleoprotein complex. The transcript is spliced from 14 exons.
GGGGAGGGCGACAUGGGCGUGGCCUCCCUCUGCUCACACACACGCACCGCACUCACACCGAGCCAGCCGCAGCAAAAUGGCGGCGCUGGUUACCGGGCUCCCCCUCCCCUCUCCCGGGGGGCUGGGGGACUAUGGACCCCCCGGGGUUCCGGCCUUGGACCCCGGAGAGAUGAGGAGGAGGUUGGAGGAGACGCGCUGGGAACUGGAGAACCGGAGGAAGAUCCUCGUCAGGAACCUGCCGGCCGACUGCUGCAGCCAGGAUAUCCAAGAUCUAUUAAAAGACUAUGAGAUCAAAUAUUGCUACGUGGAUAAAAAUAAAAAGACAGCCUUCAUCACUCUGUCAAACGGAGAGCAAGCACAAGAUGCUAUUAACAGAUUCCACAGACACCACCUCCGGGACAAGGAGAUUCUGGUCCAGCUGCAGCCAACGGACGCUUUGCUGUGCGUGACCAACCUUCCUCCGUUAUUUAGCAAGCAUGAGUUCGAAGAACUGGUUCGGGCGUACGGCAACAUCGAACGAUGUCUCCUUGUCUACAGCGAGCUCACUGGGCUCUCCAAGGGCUAUGGCUUUGUGGAGUACAUGAAGAAAGACUGCGCCUCAAAGGCCCGCCUGGAAUUGCUGGGCAAGCAGCUGGAAGAAUUUACCCUUUUUGCCCAGUGGGUGGACGUCAACCAGCUGACGGCGGAUUUUAUUCACUCAAAGUGCCUGUGUGUUGACAAGCUUCCCAAGGACUACAGCAAUAGUGAUGAGCUGACGCAAAUAUUUUCCUCUCUUCACGAGCCCUUGUUCUGCCAGUUGGCAGAGGAUGAAGAUGGUUAUUCUGGUGGCUUUGCGGUGGUAGAAUAUGAAUCUGCAAGGCAGGCAGAAGAGAUGAAAGACUGCAUGGACGGAAUGCAUGUGAGAGGAGGUAGAAUCCAGGUGUCUUAUUGUUCACCAGGUUCUCCAGGCCGGAGCAUGCUGGCCACACUCAUGGCAGCGCAGGGCAUGCUGCAGAACAAUAGGAAAGGGUUGCUCCCAGAGCCCAACCCAAUGCAAAUCAUGCAGAGCCUCAAUAAUCCAGCAAUGCUACAGAUGCUGUUUCAGCCACCGCAUCGUGGAAGGUCAGGAAAGCAUGGGUCUUCUGGACGGCCGCACUUCAAUGCAACAGUCAACCAAGCCCUGUUACAGCUCCACAAACUUAAUCCGAAACCAAGUCUGGCAGGUAACCACCUUCUUCAGAACUACUCCCAUUUACAGGCGGCCCAUCAGCAGCUUCUCCAGCUCAAGGGUGGACAGUCUAAUAACAGUAAACCCGGCCUGCUGGGAGAAGCUCCGGGCUCCAUCUUACAGUCUGCCAUGGGGACAGCGCAGACGGGAUCGGUGGAGGCCCCGCAAAAAACAGACUUGUUGCCGUACCUGCAUAAUCAGCAAUUAAGCGCGUCACUAUCCCGGCUAGCCCAAGAUAACCAGUCUGCACUGACUCUGAGCGAUGGAUCUCUUCUGGGUGGACAAUCAUAUGCUGGUACCCUGGACACUUCAAACUUGAACAAGAUGAGUAACCAGACAUCGCUGUUGGGAGAGCCACCGAGGGACUAUCGGCUCAGCACUAAUCCUUACUUGAAUCUGGCAAGCGUGUUGCCUGGAAUGCCUCCUCGAGGUGUCCAGGCUCAUGCAAUGGAUGGCUUAUUAUCUCAGGACUCCACAGGACAGCCGGGUUUAGAGAACUAUUUCUCCUACAGCCAGCAAUACGGGGAUUACUCUCAGGAGGCUAUUCAGCAGUGGUAUGAUCAAUAUUCAGGAUACAGCAGUACCCAGGCAGAUGUUCCUGGGGAUAGCAGUCAGCAGUCUUCCACGCUGGGUUACGGAGAAUAUAGCGCCUAUGUACAGGCUCCACCCACAUACUACACAAAUGCACAAGCCUCGUACCAGGUUGGAUCUGCACUGUCUGUAGAUAAGACGAUCAGCACUGAGAAAAGGCCGUACAUUCUCUCCAGCCCAGAGGUCGGCACCAUCGGAUACACACAGCAAUACACUCCGACGUCUGGGGACAGCUACGCUGACUCUUAUAUUAAGAGGAAAAAGGUUUAUUAAUAUUUAUCUUUGUUCCAAAUCAUCACACACACCCAAAGAUGCACAACCUGGGUUCUCGUGUCUCUGCAAAGCCAUCUUAGUCUGGCGCCGAGUCAGUUGUAUUUGCCUAAAACAAAAAUCUAAGGUCACUCAGGCUGAAUUGAUGUAUGAAACGGUCACAAUCUUCCUGAAGAUUUUUAGAUAUUUUCUACCCUUAGCUGUGUCUUGGUUGAAAGAAAUAAUUGGUUUCAUUUGUUAUAUUCUUGCUAUGGCCUGCACACAUUUCAGUUUAUUUUGUAAAUAUCAAGCAAUAAUAAAAAAAUAAAUAUAGAAGGUCUACUUUUA